AUGGCUUCGUGUCGACUUAGUAGCGAGGGUGUGAAGAAUCGCCUUUCUUCAGUUCAGCAAAAAUCCAGAAUACCAGUCCGCAGGCUAUCUCGUUUGGACAACAACAGCGGAAAAAGUUCCUCGUCUAAAUACGAAGUUCAUAUGAAGCAGCGCAUUUUGAGGAAUCGCGUGGAAAAAAGUCAAAACAAGCCGCCGUCCCGGAUUCCGAUUGCGAUCGGUCGAACAAACAGCAGGGAUGUUGGCAGGGAUAAAAUCCCUAACAGUGUGAUAGCUGCCACAGGAAAAAGACCAUUGGGAAGAGACUCAGGUAUAAAUCUACGCGAAACCCGCGGGAAACAAGCAGCAAGUAUUAAUAAUGCCACUGACAAACGUCCAACCACAACUGAACAUAGCAGUCCUGAAGAAACCAACGAACCAACACUGUCAGUGACACAAAAAACUCCAAUGAAACAAGUCACGCCAUCAGAAACCGAACAGGUCUCCACCAGUUGUGAGGAGGACCAUACGAAGGAAAUUGAACAGCUUGAAAAGGAACAUUCCGAAAUAGAGGAGGAACUUCAACAAUGGGUUGAGGACGGAGACCAAGAAAACAAAACAUUGGGGGAGAUUAUUGAAAAUACAAAUGAAGAAAAUGUGAAGCUCUGGGUGCAGAUCAGCGUCAUGAAGAAGGGAUUGAAAGCUUUGGAGAAUGAAAACAAUACUCUCCGGGCUAAGCUGGAAACAAAGAUGGUUGACGCAAAAAGCAUGCUUGAAAGUAGCAAUGGAGUCUCCACCAACUGCGAGGAGGAGCAUAAGAGAAAACUCGAUCAGCUCGAAAAGGAACAUUCCGAAAUAGAAGAGGAACUUCAACAGUGGGUUGAGGAUGGAGACCAAAAGAUCAGAACCUUGGAGGAGAUUAUUGAAACAACAAAUUAUGAAAAUGUAACGCUCUUGGUUCAGAUCAGCGACAUGAAGAAAGAAUUGAAAGGUUUGCAGAAUGAAAACAACACUCUUCAGACCGAGCUGAAAACCAAGAGAACAGACUUAAAGAGUCUAAGAGUAAACGAGCAUUACAAGGAAAGAGAAUUGAGAAAUUUGAAACGUGAUUUGAAGAGAAAGGAGCUAAGUUUGAACAAUGCCCUGGCUGAGAAACAGGAGCUGUUGGGUGAUAUUGAAUAUUUGGAGGGGAGCCUGAAGGAUAGUCAGGCUGCCAAUGAACAGCUGAACGUGCAAAUUGACGGGCUUAAGGACGUGGUAAAGGAAUUGAAUCAGCGACCCGAUUACGGACAUUUACGUGAAGAAGUAGAACUCUUAAAAGGAUACCUAGAUUUGUUUCGUCACAAAGAAGAGCUGUUAAGCUUUCAAGUUGACGCGUUGACAGCCGAAACAUCUCACUUCAAAGCUUGUGAGCUGGACUUUAAUAAGCUGCGGGAUGAAACAUCUAGUAUCAUAGACCAGCUUGAGGUUCAGCUAGAUAUAUGCCUGAACGAAAACACGAGAAUCAUGUCAGAGAAAGACAAAGAGCUUAAUGAGCUAAAAGACGCAAAGUCAAAAGUUAUUGACCAACUUGAAGACCAGCUAGCUCAGUCUGAGAAUAGAAACGCCAGAAUCGUCUCAGAGAAGAAUAAAGAGAGAAAUGAACUUAAGAAACAAAAUUCGAGGAGUAAUAUCCAACUUCGGGAUCAGAUAGCUACGUUGAUACAAGAAAACGCCAGAGUCAUUUCAGAGAAUGUUAGAAUGAUGAAGGAACUUGGAGAAAAGUCGCGAGUUAUUGACGAACUCGAGGAUCAGCUGGCAAAGCUAAAGAAUGAAAACGCCACAGUCACCUCAGAUAAGAUUAAAGAGAUGAUGGAACUAAAUGACCAAAAAGCCAGGGUCAUUGACAAACUUGAGGAAGAGGUUGCUAAGCUAAUGAGAGAAAAUUCUUCUUUGGAAACUGAGCUUUCUAAGAUAUCAUACAACAAUAAGAAGUUGACUGAACUUCAAGAGCAAGUAGAAAAGAAAAACUUGUCUCUUUCUGAACUUGACAUGGCGUAUCAUAGUUUAAGCCACAAUGAUGUUGUGAUUGAGAAAUUGAUGAAAGAUUUAGAACGAAAAAUGUUCGAAAAAGAUGUUCUCAGCACAGCCUUGGAAUUCUCCCUGGAUAAUUGUGCUAUUAAAGAGAAAGCACACGCUAGAGAAACAAGAAACCUUGAAUAUCAACUGCAACAAAUGAAGUUUCUUCUUAACAUAAUGGAUUCUUGUUCCGACGUUGAUGGUAGCACAAAUCAAAAUAUAGAUAGUGAAGAAGAAUAA
Messenger RNA from Orbicella faveolata, 2274 nucleotides. RefSeq lists its product as uncharacterized. The record is from RefSeq and is a predicted model, not a curated record. NCBI's taxonomy places the organism in Eukaryota, Metazoa, Cnidaria, Anthozoa, Scleractinia, Merulinidae.